CAUGGAAGCACCUGGUGGAGACAUCCACAGUCACUGAGCGCUGCACUCGCUCUUUAAGCUGAUCUUAAUUUUCAAUACACCCUAAAGCCUGCGCCUUUUUUUCUUUUGAGAUCUACCGGGACGUCUGGAGUCCAGGACAUUGAUUCCCUCACCAGCUUGUGUAGCAGUCUGGAAUCACCAAAGCUGAUGAGGAUCUACUGACUUGACCAGUUUUGUUCCAUUUUUUUUUUUUACUUUUGACAAGCGGAAAGAAUGUCGGAAAGGGCCGAUGAUGACGUCAGGGGGGAGCAGCAGCAGCAGCGCAGCAGAGCGGCCAGGCAGCUGAAGCAGCGGGGAGAAGCCUCCACAGCAAUGGCGACUGUUGCGGAGCGCAGAUCCCUGCCUAGUCCUGAAAUAUUGCCGGGACAGCCUUGGAGCAGCUGGGUCGAUGUUGUGAAACUGUACGGGAGCGACGGUACAGAAUCGGAAGAAAGUUUGAAAGAGUGGGGGAAAAAUCGCGAAGCCAUGAGACUCUGCAGAGACGAUAUGCCCAUCUUUGGUCAGUGUCCGGCACAGGAUGACUUCUAUCUAGUCAUGUGUAGCCACUGCAGUCAGGUAGUCAAACCCCAGGCCUUCCAAGCACACUACGAGAGAAGACACAGCUCCAGCAGCAAGCCCCCAUCCAACUCUUCUGCAUUCGCAAUCUCUCGGAAUAAGGCUAGCAUUGGGGGCGGAGUCGGGGGUGGAAGCGUCAGUGGAGGCGCACUGACACGCCCCCCCAGCGCAAACAGCAGCAUCCCUAAAAUCUUCAAACCAGCCAAAGAGAAGCUGCCUCACCGGAAGCCUCAUUUCCCCUAUAGGGUGCUGCAAGAUGAGAGCCCAAUACCUGCAGUCAAAGAGAAGGUCCAUCUAAAGGUGGAUUCUUCAGCCAAACUCGUCCAUGUGCCCGCCUCCACUUCCUCCCCCUCUUCCUCUUCCUCCAAUACUGUGAGCAGCUCUCAGCUGAAGCCAGGCCUUAACUUCCCCUCCAUACCAAAGGCUCCACAAAUGGCCCCUGGCCAGAUCCCCAAUGGAAAGGGACAUCUCUCGUCCCUUGACAAGAAACAGGACAACAGCAGUGCCAGUAGCAAAAGACCCUUGUACAAAAGACAAGAAAGGGAGUUUAAUCCAGAUAUCCAUUGUGGGGUUAUGGAUAUUACUGCACGUAAGCCAUGCACAAGAUCCUUAACAUGCAAGACACAUUCCAUAAGCCAGAGGAGGGCGGUGCUCGGUCGGCGGCAACGCUUUGACACGCUUCUCGCUGAGCACAAGAGCAAAGCACGUGACAAGGAGCUGCAGUUCAGGUUGGACCCCUCCCACCCAGCACCCCCUCUCAGGGACCCUCACCCUUCCCCUUCCCGCCUCUCACAAGACCCUCACCCAAUGUCUCUUGGGAAUGGCACUACCGAUGCCUCCAAGCCUUUGCCCCUCAGCAAACCCAAACCUCAUAAUUCUGGACUUUCACGACUUAACAGCAGUAAUUCUCACAGUGGAGGAGACCCAGCUAUUGCCCACGAGCAGGCCCACCACUUUCAUCCGGCCCCCGCCGGUACCGAGGCCAGCGAUGAGGGUGAGAACGAGGAGAGAGAGGAGAGCACAGAGAAACUGGACUGCCAUUAUUCAGGUUACCACCCACGACCAACUGCUUAUUGCACUUUUGGAAGUCGAUUGUUUGGGAGAGGUUGUUAUGCGUUUGACCGACGGUGGGAUCAAGUCCGGUGUGCUCUGACCACCAUGUUGGACAAACAUGUCAACUCACAAAGGUGGAAGAAAAUCCCUUCGGUGUUGGAGAACUCUUCAACAACACUAACAGCCUCCCACAGGGCAAGCACAAACUCCCACUCUUCCUCUUCCUCCUCCUCCAUUUCCACAGGCUUUCACAGCUUGUCCUCACCACCACCCUAUGACAGCAAGCCUGUCCUGUCAUACGGCACCACCCUGAAUGCCCGCUCUUCUCCACAAGCCUCCACCACCGAGCAGCCCGCCUACAUUGGCACGUCUAGACAAGUGUCCGCCUCAUCACCCCAGAUGCCUUCAGCCCACUCGUCCUCGCUCCCCUCUCUGGGCUCCAACCGACCCCUCAAAUCCAGAUCUGGAACAAAGUCCUUUAGGGCGAGGGAGCCAUCCUCCAGCCUAAGUAACUCUAUCGUCAAGGGCAACACUAAUAGCGGUGUUAGUGUUGGCAGUAGUGGAAGCAGUAGCCUCAGUUCAGGCAAGAAACGGAAAAACAGCACUCUGUGGACCUCCCAUAGCACUUACACCUCUGAAUCUUCUUCAUCAUCUUCUUCCUCUUUUAAGAAGAACUGUGCAGUAAAUGUGGGCAGCCUAGGGAGCACGUACCACACCACGCUUGCCUCCACUCCAACUUCAUUCUCAUCAUCAUCGACGUCUUCAUCCCACAGUGGGGUGUACAGUGUGGGGGUAAACUGCACUCCAGGCAGGGCCAACUCUCUGAGUUUAAAGCAGGAGUCGACAGGGCGUGGUCCUCCCUCAGGAAGCCCGGCGGAGUCUAUUAAACGAAUGAGCGUGGUGAUGAACAGCAGCGACUCCACCCUCUCUCUCGGCCCUUUCAUUCACCAGAGCAGCGAUCACCACAGAGAUGCACGCCUGGAAGCCAAAAGGAGGAAGGGCUCACCUGGCUCAAGUAGCCUCAACAGCACAGUGUCUGGAACAGGAGGGGGAGUAGGACAGAGUCCUGGCAGGCCCAAAAUGGCCAAGUCUCCAUCAAUCAACAACAUCCACAGCAAACACUCUCGCUCUAUACCUGGACCACCGGGGCUUCCCAACAAUACACACAUACAUCAGCCAAAGGCUCGUCCCUGACACAGGUGUGGAGGCUCUGAGCGUGCUGAGCAGUAGGCUAGACCCAGAGCUCCCUCAGCCCCCUCAUGCCACUCUGCACGAGGCCUUCUUUUUCUCUUACUCUUUCUACAAUCCUCAGGGUGGAACGCACACUGGGUGGCCCAUCGAUGUACUUCAUGGGGACUUCCUUUCAAAGCCAUGCAGGGGGACUCUGCGGGGAUAGGAUAAUAAGCCAGAGAGAUCUAGUUCUCUUGUCGGAGGUUAUAAUGAAUCUAUACAAUGCACCAUUUGGAACAAUGCCUGCUGCGUAGAACAGGAGCUGCCAAGGUUGGGUACUUCUGCUGGGGUUCGAAGAUACAGAUUUGGGCUGGUAUGCAGCCUCACCAACACUACCAAGCAUAGGAGGGAUGUACUAUGCUAGCAACUUAACUUGAGUGUGUGGACACUGGAUGGGACGAAUGCAAGAGUGUGACGCCAGAACACUGGAAACUUAAACCCUACUCUGCCUGAACUGAGUCUUGGAGGAAGUGUACAGCAGAGCAAGCAGACGUCAACAGUUCCUGCAGUAGAAACACAAUCAACAGAAGUUAAAUAUAAUACAUGAAUGCUCGCUCUCUCACUGGCAGGCUGAGUAUGAUGCUCAAGCUGUGGAAUUACAAAAAUGAGCAACAUAAACUUAAUGAUUAUGCAAACUAGAAUUUUUCAAAUUUCUUUAGACCACAUUUUGGUUACAGGCUUAAACAACUAGCAUAGCAAACAGAACAAAAUACCAUUCAGGAUUUAUCAUGACACAUGAUAGCAGAAUAAAAAUGUCAUCUUAAAUUUAGAUCAGAUUUUAUUCAAGGGAAUUAUUAUUACCUUGAGACUUAUUUCAGAGAAGCGUUUUAUUUUUUUUAUACAGUAAAAUCCAACUCAGUAGUGAACUUGAACACUGCAUCAGCUAAAGCACUUUUUUUCCCCACCACAUUCAUUUAUUAGCGAUUUCAGUAAUUAUAUUUUUUUCAGGUUUAUGUUAGCAGGCAAGCAACAGUUAUCUCCUGAAUCUCCAAAAAUAAACUUGAGAAAACACUGUAAUCCUCUUAAUGAAUAUUCUGUUUUUAGUUCAAGUUAAGCUCAAUUGACAGAAUUUGUGGGUUAAUAUUAAUUACAAAAAAAAAUCAAUUAUGACUCGUCCUUUUGAUCGAAAAUAUAAGUAAAAAAAAUGAGGUUAUGUUGAAGUUCUUACAAUGGAAGUGAAUGGGGGCCAAUUUUUUUUAUGUUACAAUACUCACUGUUUUCACAAGUUUAGCUACAAGACAGAAACAAUCUGUGUGUUAACAUGAUUUUAGUGUGAUAAAAUUGCUUACCAGCCUUUUCUGUGUACGAUGUAAUGUCAACAAACACUAAAAUGACUAAAAAUUACAAUUUAAAAAGCUCAAAUAAAACAUUAAUGUAAGAGCUUUUAUAAAAUUAUAAGCUUCUCAUUUUUGCCUUUAAACCUGCCAAGAAUUGGCCACAUUCACUUCCAUUGUAAGUGCCUCACUGUAACAUUGAUUUUUGCUUCUUUUUUUUUUUAAGAAAUGGAGGGACGAUUCUAAAUAAAUUUUUGUAGUAAUCCACAUUAUACCACAAAUGCUGUCGAGUGAGCUUAAAAAAAUAGUUCACCCAAAAAUAAAAAUUCUCACGAUUUACUCACCCUCCUGGCAUCCCAUCUGUGUAUGACUUACUUUCUUCUGCAGAACACAAAUGAAGAAAUUUUGAAGCUCAAAAAUCCACGUAAAGGAAGCAUAAAAGUAAUCCAUAUGACUCCAGUGGUUAAAUGCAUGUGUUAAAAAAUGAUAUGAUAGGUGUGGUUGAGAAACAUUUCAGUAUUUAAGUCAUUUUUUUUUUCAUAACUUCUCCUCCCUGCCCAGUAGGGGGUGCACGAAGACUGUGAAUCACCAAAAACAAAACAAAAAUAGAAAGUAAAUGUCAAGAAAAAUUGACUUAAAUAUUGAUCUGUUUUUCACCCACACCUAUCAUAUCUCUUCAGUUGUCUGGAGUAUGUUUAUGUUGCCCUUAGGUGGAUUUUGGAGCUUAAAACUUUUGGCACCCAUUCACUUGCAUUGUAUGGACCUACAGAGCUGAGAUAUUCUUCAAAAAAUCUUAAUAUGUGUUCUGCAGAUGAAAGAAAGUUGAACACAUCUGGGAUGGCAUGAGGGUGAGUAAAUGAUGAGAAUUUUCAUUUUUUGGUGAACUAACCCUUUAACAUGAACUCUUUAUUCCUUUAAAUACCAUGGUUUGAUAAUUACUUUAAAAUGUGACAGCUAUGCUUGCCUUGGAAAAGCUCAUUAAACAAGUCUAGUCACAAAUGUUCAGUUUUAGGUACAUUUAGGGCUUGCUUUAAGAAAGCUUUUAGCACAUGCACACACAAAAAACACUUUUGCAGGAACAAAGAGACAGAUGCCAGGUGAUGUUUCACCUCUAAUUGCUUAUCAUAGCACUAAAGAAGCAUGUGCUGAAAUAUUGAUGUAGUAAAUGCAGCAGUCUCAUUUGAAAAAGACUGUAGACGUUUCCUGAUGUAAUACCUUUUGGCAUGGUUCGUUUUGUGCUGUUUCAAUCUCAAAAAGGGGCUUGUGGCUACAGUUAAUGUUGAGCCAUAGACCAACAUUACAAAAUCACUGACACUUCUAUCAUCUCAACAAUGGUAAAAACAUCUACAUGACACUAUACUGUGAGACACAUACAUCCUGUAUUGCAGGAAAUAUUUAAAAGUAUGUGCUGUAGUCUGACCAUCACCAUCUCAAGUCGUCGAAUCGCCACUACCUUGUACUGCUGCUGAACGUUCCUGCAGCAUGCAUUGUUCAAACACAAACUGUUGUUAUUCAAGACCCUAAAGAGGUUAGUAGCUGGGCAUCCUGAUAUGAAUUUUCGUUUUUAUUGUGGUCCUGUCAACUUAAAAGGCAAUAGAUCCUUUUUUUGAGUUGAUCUUCAAGGAAGUGGAUUUAUUUGUACUAGAGUUGAGCUGGAUUUUGUUGUGCAAAUUGGGGCUCUUUAAAACUCCUGUAAAUCCUUAACUCCACUGAUGUCAGUCAUCUAUCAUUGCUGAGAAGUAGAGCAUGAUUUGUUUUUCCUUUGGCAUUUUUCGUACACAAAAACCGAAACAAAUAUUGAAGUAUCCCUAUUUCAGAAUGCAUAUUUUGUUAAAGAAUUGUACAUAUUGAGAUGUAUUUUUGCACAGGCAUUUUCUUAAACGAUUUUUGGUACAAUUGAGAUCAUUAUUAUUUAUUUAGUAAAUGAAACAUUAUAAGAUUAUUAGAAGUGGUUCACUGCCAAGCUGAUAAUGCAAUACGCCACUGUCGGAACACAGCUACUUGUAAGUCAUAUGCUGAGUUACCCCGGAUGGAUUGUUACCACAGUAGUGGGAAAUCAUCUACCCCAUAUAUAUUGAGGUUAUUUUCAGGUUUGAAAGUGCUUUUUGUGACGCAUCCCCAUAUUAAACCAAGUGGUUAGAGAAUGUGAACAAAAAUGGCCUGUUCAACUGUGCAAAAGAUGUAAAGUCCAGUAUAUUAUAUAUAUAGUAGUUGGACUUUUCUAACUGGGAGAGGGACUAGGGAACAAGAAUUUUGUUCAAACAGUUGUACAGUGCAAAACUGCCUGCACCACUGUUGCCAAAUGUUGUAAAUGGAUACAUUGCUUUUUAAUUACAUUAAUUUGCAUUUCUUUUAACUCUUCACUAAAAAAGAGAAAGUGCCUGAAUUUGUUUCUCGUCUACAUGUAACUUUACUUGAAUGUUAGAUAAGGGUUUGGAAACUUGCUUUUUUAAACCUGCCUAGGAAUCUCAUGUUGCCCUUUUCCUCUUUAAGUACAGCGGUAACUGACACAGGCCAAUAAAUGAAAAGCGCAUUGCAGAGAAUCACUUGACAAUGGCAUGAUAAAUGCUUCCUGUCUGUCCCUUGCAUCCUUGUAUUUUAUGACUUCGACUACUUUUGAUAUUAAAGUCAGAGGGAUAGAUAUUUUUGUGAAAAAUGGGGACAUUGUCUCAAGGCUAUGAUUUCAACCAAUGUUUUAGACAGAUAAAUGUACUGUUUACCUUGAUAUUGUAACUCCAAUGUUUUCAUAUGAUGGAAGCUUUGUGAAGAUGUUUGUUAAAACACAACAGAUUUGGAAUGUGAAUCGAAGAUCAACGCAGUUUGCUUUUUGGGGAAGUGGCCUCUACAUAUAAACUAUGUACAAGUGUGUAUAUUUAUAUUUUUUUUGUAUACAUAUUCAAAUCAUUUGAUCAGCUGGACUUUUGUGUGUUGGCUGCUAUGUAAUUCAUGAACAAACACAGUAGGGUACAUUGAAUUAAUAUUUAAAGAAAUUAUUGUAUAGUAUAUUUGUUUUGUAACAAGUUUCUGUAAAUAUAAAAGAUUAUUUA
Messenger RNA from Xyrauchen texanus (razorback sucker), 7198 nucleotides. Its product is annotated as ataxin-7-like. Bases 253 to 2841 code for a protein of 862 amino acids. Lineage: Eukaryota; Metazoa; Chordata; Actinopteri; Cypriniformes; Catostomidae. The transcript is spliced from 14 exons. The record is from RefSeq and is a predicted model, not a curated record.